UCUUUCUCGCAAGCACGAGAUACUAAACGCGCAGUGAAAGGUCGCUCCUGGAAAGGCGAAUAAUGUCACAAACAUUUCCAUGAGACAAUAAGAUGCUGUCUGCGGCCACCUUUGCCAUAUAAUAAUAUCAACCGAAAGAAUAAGGUCUCGUAGUCUGGAAAACUAUGACUGCCACUGAAUGGAUGAAAAAGGAACCAAUCGACGUCGUUUAUGCUGCGUAUUUUGUAUGUUAAAGGUCUCAAAGGGUUCGCCGUUCUCACAACCCUUAUAAAGAAAACUCAUUGCCCUCUAAAUCACCAGAGUGCUACCCGGAUAUUCCAUCUGCGCUUCUUCAGGGGGCGACGUGCUGGAUUGGAGUAAUACUAGGGCACGAUGGUUCAUCCAGUCACCAUUGGAAUACUGUGGAUUCUAACCUGCCUGGCACUUGGCCAAGGAACAACAAAACCCAAGAGUGACGUGUGCGAUGACGAAGAAUGCAAGGAACUUGUUUUGCAGAUAAAAGCACAAAUGGGAAAUUCGACGCCUUGCGAUGAUUUUUACGAGUACGUAUGCGGCAACUGGAAUGGCAGUAGAGAACUGAAAUCAAAGGACUUAAAGGUCAAAGCAGUAGCAGACCUUAUACGGCUUUUGGAUGCCGCCUCUAAACCGACUGAAGAGCCAUUGAAUGCAACGGGGAAAUUGAUUAAUGCCUACAAAUCGUGUACGACACCAGAAGAACAAGCAAAGCUUGCUGAAGCGGUGAAGAGUGUCCUUGACACAUUCGGCUUCAGAGGUUGGCCACUUCUAUACGAGAACCAUGCCUCGGAAGACAAAGACUACAAGGAGAUACUGAAAGAAAUAGGCCCGCGUCCCCUGUUUAACUAUUUUGUAUCUGACGAAAGAUCAAUCCCCAUCAUAACGAUGACUAAACCGAAAGAAUUUUUUGUGUCUUCUGGAUAUGACAACUAUGGGACUUUGCUUUCCUCUCGAAACGAUGAAAGCCCGACUAGUACAUAUAACUACGAUAACUACGACACUUACGAGACACAAGCAGAAGAAGCGUAUGAAUCCUUCAUAGUGGAAGCAAUAAAACUGCUGAACAGCACUUUCCCGCAGGCAAACAUACCUGAAACCGCAAAGAGCAUCAUCCAAUUUGAGAAGGAACUCUCUAAAUACGCUUCUCAAGCCAAGAGUGAAACGAGACAGACGAACCUUUCGGAAUUCAGCCAGACUUUAGGUGAUAGUGUAAGUUGA
Messenger RNA from Dermacentor andersoni, 1233 nucleotides. The record is from RefSeq and is a predicted model, not a curated record. Lineage: Eukaryota; Metazoa; Arthropoda; Arachnida; Ixodida; Ixodidae.